Molecule: messenger RNA, 291 nt
Organism: Trichoderma gamsii
Lineage: Eukaryota; Fungi; Ascomycota; Sordariomycetes; Hypocreales; Hypocreaceae
Product: mitochondrial copper ion transporter
Exons: 3
Coding region: 1-291 (96 amino acids)
Biological process (GO): mitochondrial respiratory chain complex IV assembly
Cellular component (GO): mitochondrial intermembrane space
Source: RefSeq, a predicted model, not a curated record
AUGCGAGACAGAGACGCUUUCAAGUCUCGUCUCGAAAAAAAAGACGAGAGGAAAAAGGGACAUGCCCCUGGUGCAGCACCUCGAGAAAUGAGCACAUACGGCAGUCCUGGAGCGCUGCCACAGACGAGGCCAACCCCGCCACAGCGAGGGAGCUUCCCCUUGGACCACGAUGGCGAGUGCAAGAAGGCCAUGACCAGCUACCUGGCCUGCAUGAAAAAGGUCCGCGGCGUCAAUGAAGACGAGUGCCGCAACCUGGCCAAGGCGUAUCUGUCGUGCAGAAUGGACAGGUAA